Lachancea lanzarotensis is the source of this 5181-nucleotide messenger RNA. The record is from the annotation of a RefSeq genome assembly. Lineage: Eukaryota; Fungi; Ascomycota; Saccharomycetes; Saccharomycetales; Saccharomycetaceae.
AUGACAUCAUCAAAGUCCUCGAAGGACCCUGGUGAACCUUUCUUCAAAAGAGACGACGAUGUAACCAAGAUCCCUGAGUUUCUACAAGAACUAGACUAUUGGUUCAGACUUGAAGAAAUCGAAGAUGAUUCCAAAAAGAUUGAUGAAUUAAUGCGAAGAGCUAGAGACAGUAUUAGUAUCAUUUGGGGAGAGAAUCUCUUGGACGAGAAUCCUGGAUUGAAACGACUAACCUAUGAUGAGGUUAGGCAAUCGUUCAUGGAGGCUCACGGGGUGUUCCUGUCCAACUGGCAGUUGUGGAGGAACUUCAGGUCGCUCAAACAGGAAGGAACCAUUGCCGACUACAUCAAAGCGUUCACAAAACAAGUGAGACUUUUCCCUCUGGACAGACCGGUGGCCGACCAUGUUUUAUUGGACCAUUUUGUAGAUGGACUGACGCAUUCGCUCUAUUUGGACGUAAUCAAACAGAACCCUCAAACUUGGAAGGAAGCACAGAGAUGUGCUGCUACGAUAAUGAAUAGUAGAAGAGGGGUAGUAGACGAUGAGGCGUCAGAACUCUCCAAGAAAAUCAAGGAGACAAGUAGCGGUCAAAGAUAUGACAAGCGGAAACCAAAAAAAAUCACGAAACCGGCAAAGUGCAGAACUUCGAACAAUCGAGAUUAUUUCAACUACAAACGUGUGUGCCAUAAUUGCAACAAACUGGGACAAUUCAGCAAAGCAUGUCCUGAUAAAAAAGAAUUAGAUAGUCGAGUUUCAUUCAUCAGAUCUGAAGAAUCUAAUCCCUUUAGUGCCCAAAGGAGAAAGGAGAAGCACAGAUUAAAAGUCGCUCCAAAAUUUGGGGAACGCAAGGACAUGGACUUGAAGGUCAAUCAAAACAAUCAUUUGUGGGCAGCGAUCGACACAGGGUCAUCAACAGCAUUCAAACAUGUUGACGUAGUUAAGAAGUUAAAACUCAAUACCCACUCUGUUCCCCUGUUUCGAUUCAAGGAAGCCAUUUCGCCACAUGUAGUUAAGACUAAUAGUGAUACAACGUUGACCAUCACGCAUAAGAAGAAAACGUUCAAAAUCAACUGGUUUGGCAACGAUCUGUCGGCUAUGGAAAAUGUCACAGGAUCGAUGGAGCACGAGAUAGAUCUUACGCCAGGUUCGCCGCUUCCAAGAAUACAGCGAUCAGAGCCUCCUCAUUUGAAAUGAAUCUAGGCUAUUGCCCGAAUUAACUAUUGCUUAGCCACGAGAUGGUCUGGAAAUGCAAGAAACACCAGUCGAAGACAACUCAUGGAACAAUUGCAGGCAACCACGUCGAGAGCUAAGGAAAUCUGAACCGAAAACCAGGUUGACAUGCAAACAUGAUAAGACCAAUGGAGGAGAGAAGUGGUCUUCAAAGUGGAAGAAUGGGGAUUACUGUGUAGAGAUUCCAUUUUUACAAGAACCCGUGGCAAAGAAUCAAAUAUGUGGAGGGCUUUACCACAUAAUGACGCAUACGAAUUGGAUAGUCCCGAUCACCUUAAGAAACAUAAGGUGAUUUAUUCCCAGUGGCUAAAAAAGUUCGUGCACCGAACUGAAGCAUAUUCGAAGGAAACAUCAACAUUGUCACUGCAUAAGUUAGUUCAAUGCUCAGAAAUUAGAGAGUUUAUUGGCUAUGACAUAUUGAAAAGAUUCACACCUGUAAGAUGACCGACAUUGUGCUAUACCAGGAGCAUGAAAUCUGCGCACAAAGGUGAGGAUAACUGAUAAGUGGAUUCCACAACUCCUGCUAGCACGCCGAAGAGGGAAAUGACAUGGAAUGACUAAAGACGGAUGACGAAAGGAUAGGCUAAAAUCGAAGGAACCACAGUGUGGAAGGUACAGAGAGAUUGAGAUGAGGAUAUUACAGUCUAUGUGAGGAGCGGAAGCUCAACAUGGAACCAAUAGAACGGGACUUGGAACAGGCAAAGUAAUAUAGCAUAGACAGAAGAUCAAGCAAGAUACAGGAAUAAGAACGACAUAUCAAACAGGAUUAGAGACCUUUUAUAGCUUCUUGUAGUUUGUGAUAAUCAUGCACGACAUUAUUCAAGAUAUAAGCUGAACUUAUGCGAUAACUUGAGAAAGGUGUGACAGCCGAGUUAUACGACAACGGAAUGUAUAAUAGACCUUAACCAAGUGCGCCAAGCUAAGCAUAGAUUAGCCAACAUGCCAGGGCAAAAACAUUAGAAGAACGGGCCAGACUUUUACGUUAAAUAGAGGAAUCGCUCUACAGUAUAUUAAAUUGAUAAUAAGGUCAACUUCAUCUUUGAAUAUAAGUUAACCCCCUCUUUGGAUAGAACCGACUAUAUUGAAUACUACAAACGAAUAGUAAGUUUGGUCUUUCUGUUCCGGAUCUUAGACCUAGGAUUAGUGCAUAAAGAUUGGUAGCGCCGCUUUAGUAGAACUCGGAAAAUGUCAAUUGAACGUUCGAUUAAUAACAUGGAUAUGGAUUUGGACGCGUUGAAGAUAGAGAGCAAGUUCUCGGGUGAUCCUUCAGGCGUUGAUGAAUUUCUAAGUCAAUUGGAACUACGCCUGAGUCUCCUGCCAUAUGCGGAUGAAAAUGUUACGUUCGCGGCAUUUGCAGUUAACCUAAAAGGCCAUGCAUCAUCAUGGCUAGCCAGAUACAGGAAAGACGCGUUAGCCAUGGGACGUGAUGACCUAUUGGAAUUUCAAACACUUAUCAAUGAGUUCAGAGAGACGUUCGGAGCACCGUCAAAUACUUUCAUUACUUGGGAAGAUUGGACGAUGUUGAGUCAGACUGGAACAGUAGAAGAAUAUUCGAAGAAAAGUUGGAAACUUUACCAUAUCGUGAGCCAGAAUUUGAAUCUUCCUGACAAGGCUGCUGCGUGUCAGUAUGUUUCAGGAUUAAAACCGGACAUUAAGAAAUACGUUAGAGCGCUAGAACCUUCCAAUUUAACGGAGGCUAUUGGGUUUGCAAAUUUCAAGUAUGGAUCAAGAUACGAUAAUCUUACAAACGAAGAAGGUUCAUCAAAACGUUAUAAUAAUUUUGGAACGACAAGGACGAGAUCGGAUGAAAUGGAAAUUGAUGCAAUUCGUACAUCCAGAGGUCAUAAGAAGCAUCAGACAGGAAAGAAGUUUGAUUCAGCUUAUUGCAAACGACACGAUCUAUGUUUUCGAUGCCAUAAACCAGGGCAUGCUAUGAAAGAUUGUCACCAUCGAAAGCCGAGUUCUAGCUCAAGUAGAAUCUAUUGAAUAAUGUGAGGAGCAUUGCGAAAUCUUGUCAAAUCGAUUUCAGACUACAUCAAAGGAGGGGUUUUUAAAUUCGAACCAGAUAUUAAAACUGGAAACAGGAGGGCGUUAAAAGCUGAAUUUUCCAGCCGUACUGUUAAAGGAUGUACUGGUAGACACAGGGUCCCAACAACAUUUGUACAUCGCAUGAUUGUUAAGAAUUUGGGGCUCAAGCAGUAUGAGGCUAUUUUCAAAGAAACAGCACUCACGGCCCAUGCCGCAACAGUUGAGUUUGGAUAUCAUAAAGAAACAGUAAGCAUUGACGCUUAUGUGACUAAAGAAUGUUGCAGAACUUCAAUAAUAAAGAACCUUAUCUUAGAAGAAUCUCCAGUAUUCCUAGAAGGUUAAAGAGGAAUCGGAAGAUCUAAAGAUGUGUUAGAGUUGCCAUUUAUCGUAUCGGAACACCUCAAGUUGAAAGUUGUUGAUGACUUAGGAUUGCUCGUGAUGAGAGUAAGUGAGAAAAGGCAAGCACAGAAUACAUUUUAGUUAUUACCAGAAUGGAUAACACAGAAGUAUGAGGAACCGGUGAGUAACUCGUUGCUCCCAAGGAAAGAAGGCGAUAUGUUAGUAAAGCACGAAAUCGUUAUAAAGAAAGGAGAACGAUUGCCUCAGGUGUAGCCAUAUUGAUCAACGCCAAAGUUGAAAAGAACAGUGCAUGAGCUUAUAGCGGAUCUGUCAAACAACGGGCUUUUUAAACCAUCUAAAGCUCCGUACAGCUCAGCUUUAUUUUUGGUCCGCAAGAGAGAUGGUAUCUACAGGAUGUGCAUAAAUUAUCGACGGCUGAACGCGAUUGCAGUAAAGGAUCCAUUCCCGUUACCCCACGUUGAGAGCUUGCCGACUCGAAUAGGUGACACGCAGAUAUUUUCAACGUUGGACGUGGGUAUCAUCAAAUACCGAUGCUUAAUAGAGACCAACAGAAAUAAGCUUUUGCUACACCAAAAGAGAAGUAAGAGCAAACCGAUAUGCUUUUUGGACCUGGUAAAUGCUCCAAGUACAUUCAAAAGAUACAUGGCUGACUUUUUUAGUGAGUUACCGCACGUUUGUGUUUAGUUGGAUGAUACAUUGGUCUUUCCAAGAACAAAAGAAGAACGUCACAACUACCUCGACAAAGUAUCAGGACUAUUGAAAAGAGAAAACCCUCUAGCCAAGAUGGAUAAAUGUAAAGUUAUUCAAAAGAUGGUUGAAUUUUUAGAAUAUGUUUUUGGCGCGAAUCGAGCCCUGCUAAUACAAGAGAAAAGCAUGGCGAUUAAAAAAUUCUCUCGAUCAAAGAAUAUAAAGAAGGCACAGAGAUUUUCAGGAAUGAUAAACUAUUUGAGGAAGUUCAUUCCUCAGUGUUCUAGGUUGGCAAGACCAAUUGUAGCCUUUACUACAAGUCAGGAAUCAUGGAGUAAAAUGCACAAUGUUGUCUUCAGACAAUUGAAGAAACAUCUUAAGGACUAGCCAAUGCUUGUGCCGUUUGAAGACACCACAGACAAUAGGCUUACGACGGAUGCGUCCAAGAAAGGAAUCGGUGCAAUAUUAGAGGAAGUUCAAGGAAAGGGUGUAAUCGGAAUAGUAGGAUUUUUUUCCAGGUCCUAGGAAAAAGCGCAGAAGAACUAUCCAGCAGGAGAAAUCGAGUCAUUUGGAGUUAUAUCAGCCCUUCAUCAUUUUAAAUAUGAAUUUCAAGGUAAGAAAUUCUUGUUGAGAACAGAUCACAGUAGUCUGUUAGCUCCGAAGAACAAAAAGGACCAAGCCGUAGGCUAGUAACUUGCUUAAUCUAAAUGAGUUAACACGAUUUUGAUUUUCAGUAUUCAACAAGAGAUAAGAAUGUGAGUAGCAGAUGCAAUAUGCAGAGCGGAGCAUGUGCAAGAGCUAGCCGCUUUACAAGUACUGCUGGUUGAUCCUGGUGGAUGGAAAGACGAGUAGGCAAAGGACGCGCUAUGCGUUGCUGCG